GACACAACGCCCACAACAUCCCGAGUACUGUAGGGGACUUCUAGUCGAUGCCCAAGGCGCCUCUCCGACGGACUGCACUCAUCAGAAUACGGGAACGCCACAUAAAAUGCUUACAGCGGCGCGAGCACAGCGGGCGGCGUGCCCGCAGUGCACCCGACAAGUCCUGUCGCUGUUCCAAGCCGGCUUCUCAGGCUCGCAUCAUGCAUUCACUCCCCAGACAAGUAGCAGAGCCACACGCCUGAUCUCUCAAGGUCGAUCGCCACUGCGACGGCACUUCUCGACGACCCGGUCCGCCCUUCAGAACGCGCAGCCCGAGCCGGAUAGGCGGCCCGACACAGACAUCGAGGAGUUGCCCUCGUCACCAAACGGCGACAAAUCGCACGACGUCGAGACCGUAGUACGGCAGGCCCGCCAGGCUUUCGGAAAGACGUUGCCUAAGGGAUAUCUGAGCGAUGAAGAAUACAAACUCUACGAGCGGCUGUACGGGCCACCUCUGCGCGACACUUUGCCCGAGGACGUCGGGUAUCAUACACGGGAGGCGCCUUCAAGCCACGAGUACGAGGACGUGAUCGACAUUGAGCAGUCAGGGAAAGAGCAGGGCCAAGCUGAGGAUCCAGUUCCAGGUGCAGAGGCUCUUAACCCGUCACUACCAUCGGAAGCGGGGCAAAGCUACGUCAACGCCGUGGCCCAGAACCAACGCGAGUACGACGCCUUGAUGAAGCUACAGAAGGACUUUGAGCAGUAUAAUCUCGAGAACAAGAGGCCAAGCACGAAUGUUGAGGCCGAAGAGCAGCGAGCACUGGAAGAGCAGGAAGAUAUGAUUGAGGAGGAGGAAGACGAGGAUGAGAUAGACGACGACGAGUAUCUCGACUCAGACGGACAAGGCGCAGAGGAAGGACGAAUCCGUGGCCGGAGCGCACGCCUUCACGAAUAUACCAAGCUAGGUCACUGGCGGACUUCUCCAAGCACGGUGUUCCUGCCGACGGAGGACCUGGUCACGCCCAUCCAGACACUCUUGACACGCACCGACACCACACAUAUCAAGCAGACCGCCGAGAGGGCUUUCGGUGGACCAGGCUUGCCAUUCUCAGUUGCCACCCCGGCAUCGAAGCGUAACGCCCCGCAAAGGGGUGUCGGUCUGGAGGCUGGCCAAGGAAGGAUGUCCGAGAUCGAAGCUGAUGCGUUCAUUGCCACCAACUAUCCAGGCAUGUACUCAACAGCAACCAGCAUUCUGGUCGAAGUACGCAAGCGCCUAGGCCCCCAGUGGCUACAGGGUCUCAUGGGACGGAACGGCGGAGACGGCCCUCGCAUGCUCGACGUUGGCGCCGGUGGCGCCGCAGCCGCUGCGUGGCAGGAGGUUAUGAAAGCUGAGUGGCAGCUCGCCAAGGAUCGCGGCGAGGCAGCUGGCCACAGUCCAAAGGGCAAGAGGACAGUGGUUGUGGGAUCAGAUCACCUACGACACCGGAUCUCGCGCUUCUUGCACGACACAACCUUCCUGCCCAGACUUCCCGACUAUCUGCACUCUGGCAACCACCCAGACAAGAUUGACGACAGUGAGACGCCGCUGCCGCGGAAGCAGUUCGAUGUCAUCAUUGCGUCGCACAUGCUGCUCCCAUUCAAAGAGGAGUACAAGCGCAAGGCUUUCAUUGACAACUUGUGGGAGAUGCUCUCUCCCGAAGGGGGCAUUCUCAUCGUUCUCGAGAAGGGCAUGCCUCGAGGUUUCGAGGCCGUCGCGGAAGUGCGCGGCCGCCUCCUCAACGAGUUCAUCGAGGCACCAACUUCAGAUCCGCAGGUGUCUCCAGACCCAGAGACGCCGCUUCCCGAGCGUGAGACGGGCUCCAUCAUCGCCCCUUGCACAAACCACAAGCCCUGCCCGAUGUACCUUACUCCUGGCCUAUCACCUGGUCGCAAGGACUUCUGCCAUUUCAGCCAGCGCUUCACGCGCCCGCCGUUCCUGCAAAGGGUCCUUGAGGCCAAAUGGCGCAAUCACGAGGACAUUGACUUUAGCUUCGUCGCCGUCCAGCGCGGCAGCGGCAGCAGCAAUACCAGCACUACCACCACCGCAGAUCCCCCGACGCCCGUUGCGGCCACCCAGCACAAGGCGAACGACAUCGCAGACCGCGCCUUCCAGGGCUACGAGCACGUCAACCCCAGCGCUGCCGACCCGUCCGAUCCCGCGCCCGACGCGCGCUCGCUGCCACGACAGAUCCUCCCGUCGCUGAAGCGCACGGGACACGUGACCCUCGACGUGUGCACGCCCGCGGGGACGAUUGAGCGCUGGACCAUCCCCAAGUCCUUCAGCAAGCAGGCGUACCACGACGCGCGCAAGACGCGCUGGGGCGACCUGUGGGCGCUGGGCGCCAAGACGCGCGUCGUGCGCAACGUGCGCCUGGGCAAGGCCGGGACCAUCACUGCCAACGACGGCGGCGUGCGUGCGCAGCGCGCCCUGGGCGGCAACAAGAAGAAGGGAGGCGGCGGCGGGAACAGGAGGAAGAUCCCCGUCAUCGAGCUGAAUGCCAACGAGUCGGGCAUCUUCAGCGCCACCGAGGCCGGCGUGGCGGGCCGCGUGGUCGACAGGAACGAGCGCAGGACCAAGGGCGGCAAGAAGCCGAGGAGGAAGCAGAAGGACCUACUGCAGGAACUCGAGGAGAUGGAGUAGAGUCAAGAAGCACCCUUCUCUCUUUUGAUUGGCGACUCAGAGUACUCGAAAGAAUGAUGGGAGGUUUUAUCGCUGUCGUCGUCGCAGGACAAAGACCUUGUCCUUGUCCUUCAGCCACACACGGGGCAACAGCAUUGUAACAAAAGUAUUCUUGUACUACUAUUUGUGAUGAAACAGCAUUUUGGUCUCCUGUAGACCAAUGUAAGAAUAGCCGUCAAGGCAUGACUAUAUAAAGUAUGUACAACAAGAAAUAAAGCAUGAUGAUAUGACUCUGGACAGCUUUUGGUAGCCCUCUGUAAUGGUUACGCCUUUUAUUUACUAUUUACGCAGAGCCCAGUGUGUGUGUGUGUGAGUGAGAGAGAGAGUUAAUCGGCGCAGAGAAAUAAUCAAAAGGGCACGUGGUCUCGGGCAUUCUUAACCACCAAUGGCUCUCUCUCCAUGCCUUCCCUUUGGGAAUAUGCCAUGUUGCGCAGGGGGGGGG
Microdochium trichocladiopsis is the source of this 3140-nucleotide messenger RNA. Its product is annotated as mitochondrial small ribosomal subunit Rsm22-domain-containing protein. Gene Ontology annotation, biological process: translation. The coding region runs from base 107 to 2659 and encodes 850 amino acids. The transcript has a single exon. The record is from RefSeq and is a predicted model, not a curated record. Gene Ontology annotation, molecular function: structural constituent of ribosome; methyltransferase activity. Lineage: Eukaryota; Fungi; Ascomycota; Sordariomycetes; Xylariales; Microdochiaceae. Gene Ontology annotation, cellular component: mitochondrial small ribosomal subunit.